This is a messenger RNA of Paramuricea clavata, 3524 nucleotides long. The record is from the annotation of a GenBank genome assembly. NCBI's taxonomy places the organism in Eukaryota, Metazoa, Cnidaria, Anthozoa, Malacalcyonacea, Plexauridae.
AUGUUUCCUCACGCUGAGAACAAGGUUCCUCAUGCUGAGGACAAGGUUCCUCACGCUGAGGACAAGGUUCCUCACGCUGAGGACAAGAUUCCUCACGCUGAGGACAAGGUUCCUCAUGCUGAGGACAAGGUUCCUCACGCUGAGGACAAGGUUCUUCACGCUGAGGACAAGGUUCCUCACGCUGAGGACAAGGUUCCUCACGCUGAGGACAAGGUUCUUCACGCUGAGGACAAGAUUCCUCACGCUGAGGACAAGGUUCCUCACGCUGAGGACAAGGUUCCUCACGCCUGAGGACAAGGUUCCUCACGCUGAGGACAAGGUUCCUCACGCUGAGGACAAGGUUCCUCACGCUGAGGACAAGGUUCCUCACGCUGAGGACAAGGUUCCUCACGCUUAGGACAAGGUUCCUCACGCUGAGGCCAAGGUUCUUCACGCUGAGGACAAGGUUCCUCAUGCUGAGGACAAGGUUCCUCACGCUGAGGAGAAAUUUCUUCACGCUGAGGACAAGGUUGCUCACGCUGAGAAGAAGGCUCCACACGCUGAGGACAAGGUUCCUCAAGCUGAGAACAAGGUUGCUCACGCUCAGGACAAGGUUCCUCAGGCUGAGGACAAGGUUCUUCACGCUGAGAACAAGGUUCCUCACGCUGAGGACAAGAUUCCUCACGCUGAGGACAAGGUUCUUCACGCUGAGGACAAGGUUCCUCACGCUGAGGACGAGAUUCCACACGCUGAGGACAAGGUACUUCACGCUGAGGAAAAGUUUCCUCACGGUGAGAACAAGGUUCCUCAUGCUGAGGACAAGGUUCCUCACGCUGAGAACAAGGAUCCUAACGGUGAGGACAAGGUUCCUCACGCUGAGAACAUGUUCCUCACGCUCAGGACAAGGUUCCUCAGGCUGAGGACAAGGUUCUUCACGCUCAGAAGAAGGUUCCUCACGCUGAGGACAAGGUUCUUCACGCUGAGGACAAUGUUCUUCACGCUGAGAACAAGGUUCCUCACGCUGAGGACAAGGUUCCUCACGCUGAGGACAAGGUUCUUCACGCUGAGGACAAGGUUCUUCGCGCUGAGGACAAGGUUCCUCACGCUGAGGACGAGAUUCCACACGCUGAGGACAAGGUACUUCACGCUGAGGAAAAGUUUCCUCACGGUGAGAACAAGGUUCCUCAUGCUGAGGACAAGGUUCCUCACGCUGAGAACAAGGUUCCUCACGGUGAGGACAAGGUUCCUCACGCUGAGGACAUGUUCCUCACGCUCAGGACAAGGUUCCUCAGGCUGAGGACAAGGUUCUUCACGCUCAGAAGAAGGUUCCUCACGCUGAGGACAAGGUUCUUCACGCUGAGGACAAUGUUCUUCACGCUGAGAACAAGAUUCCUCACGCUGAGGACAAGGUUCCUCACGCUGAGGACAAGGUUCUUCACGCUGAGGACAAGGUUCUUCACGCUGAGGACAAGGUUCCUCAUGCUGAGGACAAGGUUCCUCACGCUGAGGACAAGCUUCCUCACGCUGACGGCAAGUUUCUUCACGCUGAGGACAAGUUUCUUCACGCUGAGAACAAGAUUCCUCACGCUGAUGACAAGGUUCCUCACGCUGAGGACAAGGUUCUUCACGGUGAGCAGAAGGUUCUUCACGCUGAGGACAAGGAUUUUCACGCUGACGACCAGGUUCCUCACGCUGAGGACAAGGUUCCUCAUGCUGAGAACAAGGUUCCUCAUGCUUACGACAAGGUUCCUCACGCUGAGGACAAGGUUCUUCACGCUGAGGACAAUGUUCUUCACGCUGAGAACAAGAUUCCUCACGCUGAGGACAAGGUUCCUCACGCUGAGGACAAGGUUCUUCACGCUGAGGACAAGGUUCUUCGCGCUGAGGACAAGGUUCCUCACGCUGAAGACGAGAUUCCACACGCUGAGGACAAGGUACUUCACGCUGAGGAAAAGUUUCCUCACUGAGACAAGGUUCCUCAUGCUGAGGACAAGGUUCCUCACGCUGAGAACAAGGUUCCUCACGGUGAGGACAAGGUUCCUCACGCUGAGGACAUGUUCCUCACGCUCAGGACAAGGUUCCUCAGGCUGAGGACAAGGUUCUUCACGCUCAGAAGAAGGUUCCUCACGCUGAGGACAAGGUUCUUCACGCUGAGGACAAUGUUCUUCACGCUGAGAACAAGAUUCCUCACGCUGAGGACAAGGUUCCUCACGCUGAGGACAAGGUUCUUCACGCUGAGGACAAGGUUCCUCAUGCUGAGGACAAGGUUCCUCACGCUGAGGACAAGCUUCCUCACGCUGACGACAAGUUUCUUCACGCUGAGGACAAAUUUCUUCGCGCUGACAACAAGAUUCCUCACGCUGAUGACAAGGUUCCUCACGCUGAGGACAAGGUUCUUCACGAUGAGCAGAAGGUUCUUCACGCUGAGGACAAGGAUUUUCACGCUGAGGACCAGGUUCCUCACGCUGAGGACAAGGUUCCUCAUGCUGAGAACAAGGUUCCUCAUGCUUACGACAAGGUUCCUCACGCUGAGGACAAGGUUCCUCACGCUGAGGACUAGGUUCUUCACGGUGAAGACAAGGUUCCUCACGCUGAGGACAAGGUUCCUCACGCUGAGGACAAGGUUCCUCACGCUGAGGACAUGUUCCUCACGCUCAGGACAAGGUUCCUCAGGCUGAGGACAAGGUUCUUCACGCUCAGAAGAAGGUUCCUCACGCUGAGGACAAGGUUCUUCACGCUGAGGACAAUGUUAUUCACGCUGAGAACAAGAUUCCUCACGCUGAGGACAAGGUUCCUCACGCUGAGGACAAGGUUCUUCACGCUGAGGACAAGGUUCUUCACGCUGAGGACAAGGUUCCUUACGCUGAGGACGAGAUUCCACACGCUGAGGACAAGGUACUUCACGCUGAGGAAAAGUUUCCUCACGGUGAGAACAAGGUUCCUCAUGCUGAGGACAAGGUUCCUCACGCUGAGAACAAGGUUCCUCACGGUGAGGACAAGGUUCCUCACGCUGAGGACAUGUUCCUCACGCUCAGGACAAGGUUCCUCAGGCUGAGGACAAGGUUCUUCACGCUCAUAAGAAGGUUCCUCACGCUGAGGACAAGGUUCUUCACGCUGAGGACAAGGUUCUUCACAAUGAGAACAAGAUUCCUCACGCUGAGGACAAGGUUCCUCACGCUGAGGACAAGGUUCUUCACGCUGAGGACAAGGUUCUUCACGCUGAGGACAAGGUUCCUCAUGCUGAGGACAAUGUUCCUCACGCUGAGGACAAGCUUCCUCACGCUGACGACAAGUUUCUUCACGCUGAGGACAAAUUUCUUCGCGCUGACAACAAGAUUCCUCACGCUGAUGACAAGGUUCCUCACGCUGAGGACAAGGUUCUUCACGAUGAGCAGAAGGUUCUUCACGCUGAGGACAAGGAUUUUCACGCUGAGGACCAGGUUCCUCACGCUGAGGACAAGGUUCCUCAUGCUGAGAACAAGGUUCCUCAUGCUUACGACAAGGUUCCUCACGCUGAGGACAAGGUUCCUCACGCUGAGGACUAG